AUGCUGUUCUCAUCAGUCCCUGUACUUGCGCUGGUCGCUACCAUCGCGACUGCCAACCCCAUCCUCCUUGAGAAGCGGGCACAAGUAACAUGCGGCUCAGCUCCAUACUACUUCGGCAACAGUGCCCAGAAUAAGGGGUAUACGGAUGCUGAAAAUCACCUUAACGCCCUACCCCCAACCACGGUACUAGCAGCCCCAAAUUCACUUGGUGAAAGAACCGCAUACCCUCACUACUACGGCAACAGCGAAGGCAUCGUCUUCCCCAAGGACGAAUGCAACAGCAACAUCAUUCGGCUGAACAUCUACCCAGUCUUUAUUGGAGGUGAGACGUUCACGGACGGCAAGGCGGCGAACUUGGAUCGUGUGGUAAUCGCCGAGAAGAAUGGUGGAGCGCUGGUCAGGUGUGGCCUUAUCACGCACAGAGGCGUGGCGAAUAAUGGGUUCCAGCUGUGUAAGUAG
This is a messenger RNA of Fulvia fulva, 459 nucleotides long. RefSeq lists its product as uncharacterized. The record is from RefSeq and is a predicted model, not a curated record. Lineage: Eukaryota; Fungi; Ascomycota; Dothideomycetes; Mycosphaerellales; Mycosphaerellaceae. The transcript has 5 exons. Gene Ontology annotation, molecular function: RNA binding; RNA nuclease activity. Bases 1 to 459 code for a protein of 152 amino acids.